GUAGCGUUCGGUAAUUCAUGGAUUUCGCAUGAGAACUGUAAAGUGAGAAAAAAAAAGACAUAUAGCCUUGGAGACAUAACCGACAUAACGUGCGUGUCGGUGUGGGAUCUAAACGGACUUCGCGGUCUAGAAGAGACAGAACAUCUUUGAUCUGUUGGGACACCAGACAGUUGCUGAUUUUGUAUUAAUUUACGAGACAUAUCGAGAAAAGGCAAAACUUCUCAAUUUUUGAAGAGUGGUUUCAACUCUUUAAACCAUUUAUAAGAAAAUAUGGAGAGUUCAGAAGAGCCGACCAGUUUGCAGUCUAUAUGUCAUUUACAUGCUUCAGAGUUAUUUCCUAUGCACACGCAUUUUGAAUGCGAGGAUGAAACAUUGACCAUUCCGUUUACACCAUUGAGCGGGGAAUCGGUUGUGGCAUUGGGACGGACAACAGACGGUGUCUUGGCACUUUCAAAUUACAGGUUUUAUCUACAAUUAAGUCAAACGUGUUACAACAUACCUCUAGGUCUCAUUGAGCAAUUGGAGGUUAAAGAGAUAUUCUAUUUGCACAUUGGUUGCAAGGACGCACGUUCUUUAAGUUGUGCAUUUACUACAAAUGAGCACUGUUUGGAAUGGUUUAAACGAUUGCACAAAGUGACCUACCCACGAAAAAGUAUAGAGGAUAUAUUUGCGUUUGCGUACUAUGCUUGGUCUAUGGAAGAAGGCAAGGAUUACCCCAGGCUCGGGAAAGACAAUAGUUCUUAUAUUAUCACAUUUAAUUCAGAGGUCGAACGAUUAAAAUUUAAUUUGCAUGGUACAUGGCGCAUAAGUCAAAUAAAUAAGGAUUAUCGGAUGUGCCCAUCUUAUCCGCCAGAACUUCUAGUUCCUGCUUGCAUUUCUGACGAAACUCUUGAAUUUGUUGCCAAAUUUCGCAGUUCCCGACGAAUUCCAGCGAUUGUCUGGAGACAUGUGAAUAACGGCGCCGUAAUAGCUCGCAGUAGUCAGCCAGAAGUUGGUUGGCUUGGUUGGAGAAGUUCCGAAGACGAGGAUCUUCUGAAAGCCCUUGCGGAUGCGUGCAGCUAUGAUAAAGGUGAAUCUACUAUCGUAGAUUCGCCUAUUACAUAUUCCGACCCUGGCGACGAUACGGCAAAUGCUGCCAAAAAAAAAGUUUUAAUUGUCGAUGCCAGAUCAUACACAACUGCCGUAGCGAAUCGGGCACGCGGCGGCGGUUGCGAGUGUCCCGAAUAUUAUCCGAGUUGUGACAUACAAUUUAUGAAUUUACCUAAUAUUCAUUCAAUACGGAAGAGCUUCCAUGCUGUACGACAGCUUUGUGCAUCGGACGCAGAUCAACCAAAUUGGUUAAGUUUGCUGGAAGGAACACGAUGGUUGCAGCAUAUGUCAGGUUUAUUGCGAGCGGCGGUUACCGUAGCCUCCGCGAUCGAGAGGGACGGUCGACCAGUAUUAGUGCAUUGUAGUGAUGGCUGGGAUAGAACUCCUCAAAUUGUUGCGUUAGCCCAGAUACUGCUCGAUCCAUAUUAUCGUACUAUGGAGGGAUUUCAAAUUUUAGUCGAAAGAGAGUGGUUAGACUUUGGACAUAAAUUUGCAGAUCGAUGUGGUCAAACGAUUGGUUGCGACGAUCCUAACGAGCGUUGUCCAGUAUUUAUUCAAUGGCUUGACUGUGUCCAUCAGUUAAUUCUGCAAUUUCAAUGUAGUUUUCAAAUGUCGUCAGCGUACCUAGUGAAAUUAGCUCAACAUACGUACUCGCAAUUGUUUGGUACAUUCCUGUGUAAUACAAGGCAGGAGAGGCUACAGUUGAGAAUACGCGAACGUACAUUUUCAGUUUGGCGUUUCCUCAACUCGACUGCGUUUGCGAAUCAUCUAUAUUCGCCGUUAAAGAAUCAAGUAUUAUGGCCGAGUUGUAAUGUACGCGAUCUUGUUCUGUGGUCUGAAGUAUAUCUAGGCUCCAUGGAAUCGUCGCUUGGCAUGAGAGAUGACAAACAAAGAGUGACACUGAUAGAUAUCGAAGGUGGUGAGAGUGAAGAACCUCAGGGACAAAUGACAAAAACGAGGUCAUAUGGUGAUCUUAUGCAUGCUCCUGAUCACGCAGUUUAUCUACAUAGAAGGCGUAGCGACCCCAGUAUUUCUAUGGAGAAGAAAUUUGAUUCUUUAGCACUUGAAACUGGGACAGAAAAGAGCAUGAGAAACAUGGAUGAUAGCAAGAACCAAGUCACGAGCGAAAAUUUAUCAGAGACUGAAACGAGGACAAAAAGAAAUAUUAAUAAAAAAUUCAGCGAUUCGCCCGCCAAUCCUUCGGUAGAUAGUUCCACUGAUACCUUGAUACCUAAUAACGAUUCUGUUGGUCUGCUGGUAAAUGGGCAGAAGGAAGUGCUACAAACAAUUUCGACGCGCGAUAUUGUUUCACCGUGGAUUGAAACCAGCACUACUAGCGCACAGGUUGUUUGUUCAUCAUGUAAUCGCAAUCACAAUGAAGGUAGCGACGUGAGCGAAACUAGUGCUCCAUUGAUAUCAAGAACUCCAAGUAGCAUAUGUCCAGCUUCUCCAACGCAUCAAGAUAUUAUGCUAGACAACCCUGAUUGGCUAGAUGAUGUUGAUGGUCUUCCUGUCAUAUGUUGUGAUGUUCAAAUGCGAGUACAACAGAUUAUUGUAGAGCAUAAGCUCAAGGAAGAAGCCUUGAGAAAAGAAUUACACACGACAAGAUUGGCACUAAUCAAGCAAGUUUGCAAUCAUAACGCGGAUACUGAUCGUAUUGAUGAUAUCGGCUCAUUACCGGACUCAGUGGGUAGCGCCGGUGAACAUGGGGAAUCACUACCAUCAGACAUGUCUUGGGAAGCUGUGGAGGAAUCAGGUUGUUCUGCACCUACCUUAUGGGUGCCCGAUCAUGCCGUGACUCGAUGCAUGGGAUGUAAUACGGAGUUUUGGCUCGGUAGACGUAAGCAUCACUGCAGAUGCUGUGGUAAGAUUUUUUGUGCUGAUUGCUCGGAGAAUUCUACACCAUUGCCUAACGAGCAGCUCUAUAAUCCUGUUAGAGUAUGUAUUGACUGUUACGCACGGCUGCGGGGUCAUCAUACAAUUUCUUGCCAGUGCACCGCCCGACAUCAAAAUGUCAAAGUGGAGAAUGAGACGGAAUCUUUUGAGACAGCGACUCCGCAACAACCAGUGGUAUGUCAAAGGCCGAGGAAGUUGCUACCCACUACGACAAAAGAUUCCUGUUACGACAAUUUGCUACAGGCGACGCAUCAGAAAACGCAACCAUCUGUCGCGGCGGCCACAGUAAACUAAAGAAGCAAAAUGCACGAGCAGAGUCGAGACAAAUAAUUCGAAGAAAUGCGAUUAAUCCGUAUAAUGCACUUGUCGUAUUUAUAAUUUAUAUUACAUAUAUAUAUGGCAUGUGGACUAACGCAUCUAGAUUCUAAACAAUUUAAUAUAUUUAUUGUUAGAUUAAUAAUUUGUACGAACAAGUGUAUAGCUGGUACGGAAACGACAAAGAGCCAAUAUACAAGAUUGUAUAUCUUAAAAGUAACUCGAAAUUAAUAGAUUCCCAGAGACUAAAGUUCUAUUUCUUUUGUAAGAAAUAGAAUGGGAAUUCUCCGAGGUUACAUAGGUGACUCUGUGUUCAACACGAUGAGAGUGUGAUGAGUGGUAAAAAGUCUCGGAUAGGCUGUGAUCGACAUCUUUAACUUUGUAGACGAUUACACUAUGAAGGCGAAGCGCUAAUUGUCAAUUGGUCACGAAGCGAGCAGUUAUUUGGUAACUAAAGCAAUUCGGAUCGAGCGAAAUGAAUGAAACUGUAUUUCUUAUAUUGAACGUUGAUGUAUGAGAAUUGGGAUAUUAAAUGUCAUUAUCUCAUCGCACGCGUCUAUAUCGAUAAGAUUUUCUUUUUCUUUUUUUACACACGCAACCAAUUUUAUCCUAUAUCAAUCCUUUUUUAUAAAUGUUGUUUAUGUGUGGAAAAAAGACAAUAGCAUUGUAUUUAUUUCUUCUUUAUGUUAUACUCAAUUAAGGAAUUGAUUCACAUUAAGUGUGUUACAUGUAAUUUGCAUAUUCCAUUAAUAUACUAUUUUAACUU
Monomorium pharaonis (pharaoh ant) is the source of this 4066-nucleotide messenger RNA. RefSeq names its product myotubularin-related protein 3. The record is from RefSeq and is a predicted model, not a curated record. Gene Ontology annotation, molecular function: metal ion binding; phosphatidylinositol-3,5-bisphosphate 3-phosphatase activity; protein phosphatase binding. NCBI's taxonomy places the organism in Eukaryota, Metazoa, Arthropoda, Insecta, Hymenoptera, Formicidae. Bases 271 to 3279 code for a protein of 1002 amino acids. Gene Ontology annotation, biological process: dephosphorylation; regulation of autophagy. The transcript is spliced from 18 exons.